Osmia lignaria (orchard mason bee) is the source of this 564-nucleotide messenger RNA. RefSeq lists its product as uncharacterized. NCBI's taxonomy places the organism in Eukaryota, Metazoa, Arthropoda, Insecta, Hymenoptera, Megachilidae. The record is from RefSeq and is a predicted model, not a curated record. Gene Ontology annotation, biological process: sensory perception of taste. Gene Ontology annotation, cellular component: membrane.
CUGAACAAGAUGUUUGUCACGCAACACGUAGUAACAGCUUUCAACACUUGUGUUAUUGUUACUUUGAAUUUGUACUUUUGGAUAGUGCUGAUCAUCGGUGGGACAAAAGCUCAGAAAAAUCAACUAUUUUGGUACUGGCCUUAUAUUACUCCUGUCAUAUAUAAUUUUCUUAAAUUUGUUACGACGAUUUGGGCCUGUGAAACGGCGACUAAGAAAGCUGAACAAAUCCGCACUACUCUUCACGAUGCCCUUAGCGAGGCGACCGAUUUGUCGGUGAAACGCGAGCUGGAGCUUUUCUCGCUGCAAUUACUACACGGUGACACUACGUUUUCAGCGAAAGUAAUCGAUUUGAACGCAUUGCUUCUUGCGGAGGUCAUGGGAGGCAUCAUCGGGUACCUUUUGAUACUGCUCCAAUUCUUAUUGGACUCGAUGGUAUGCGAGGCCAUGCAAGAGUGAACGAAGAAAUAUGUACAAAGUUGCUGCUGGCGCAUGUGUUUCUUAUCGAUUCUUUCGGCAGUCUUGCGAAAAGCACCGUCUGAUGAGGCCAUGCACAAACACCUGUAA